GAUUUCGUGCUCUUAACGGUCCUCACUCGAGCUCUCCUCACAGCCUCCUCUGCACAGGAACCAGCCACAAAGUCGUCCUUUGUCCUUGUUUUUUAGCUACGUGCUCGCGCCGUGUGUCCGUUUGCCGUUCGUGCCGCCAAGCGAUUAUAAAAAUGAAGUACUUUGUUGCCAUCGCUCUGCUGAUCGCCGCCGCUCAGGCCGUCCCCAUCGAGCUGGGCCACUACGCCCCUGCGCUGGUGCACCAUGCGCCCAUCCUGUCGCACGCCGUCCAUGCCGUCCACGCCGAGCCGGUGGCCUACCCCAAGUACUCCUUCAACUACGGCAUCAAGGAUCCCCACACCGGCGACAUCAAGUCGCAGGCCGAGGAGCGCGACGGUGAUGUGGUGAAGGGCCAGUACUCCCUGGUGGAGCCCGAUGGUUCGGUGCGUACCGUUGACUACACCGCCGACGACCACAAUGGCUUCAACGCCGUGGUCCACAAGACCGCUCCCACCAAGAUCAUCGCCCACGCGCCCGUGCUGCAUGCCGCCCCCGUGCUGGCCCACGCCCCCCUGCUGCACCACUACUAAGGAGCGGGAGCCCGACUUAGUCGCCAAGGUGCUCUCCCUCUCGCUCUCUCAUCCAUCCACAAAACAAACAACCAAUCAUAGGAACAACAAACAGAAAACGAACAAAAAACCACAAAAAAAUAUCAAACAAACAACGAACAUGAAAAUGAAAAUGAAAAAUUCGUAUGUAAGUAAGCGUAGCUAAGAGUUUAGUAGACACGGGCCGCCUUAGGGGGCGUGUACCGGCACCCGGCUGAUCCUGGCAUGGCACAAGGACGAAGGAUAGAAACCGAACAGAAAACGAACAGAAAACACAAAUUCAUAACGACUUGGCAUGCGGAAUGACUGGAACGCGGCUGAUGAGCCCAUAAAGGAUAACAAUCGGAAUUGGAGUGACAAGUUUUUCCACACUAUAUAUGUUAUAUUUGUUUUGUAUAUAUGUAUGUACGCGAUUAACCAGAAAUCCCGAUUUCCCUGGCAGACUUUUGCACGCAGUGCCCCGAAAAGUCCAGAAAAUUCACACAAAGGCUUCUCUUAGGACUUCUCCUCCGUCUGUACAUAGAACUUUAUUUAUACGCUUAGUUCUUUCACUCUCCCAAGCUAAACUUUUGUAAUAUAUUUAUGACUCUCCUUCCUCUGUGCUAUACCCCCUAUACCUUCCUUCCUGUACUAUCUUCUUUGGAAGCCUUUGUGAUGACUGUCAAACUGUGGCAAGUGUCCCUAAACUGCCACGCCCCUUGGAGAGCAACGGUGGGCGUGCAAAAUCGUGUGCCAUUGCGGGAUGGCUGGCAGUUUGGCAGGAUUUUUAAGAUAGAAGUAUCCCUGGACUUGCAGGAGAUCACCGAAGAUGGGCCGGUCAGUGCAUUAGUAGCUGGUACUCUGGGAACCCCCGCUGUUAUCCUCGUGACCUCAUGCCGCCUCUUUCUUCCACUCUCACCCGUCUCACUCACUCACCGACUCACUAUCUCUCUCGCUCUCACCUUAUAUAUCUCUCACUCACUCUCUCAGUCUGACACCUUUGUAUCUAGUUUCAUUUUUGCAUUUAGUAUUUUUCACAUAUAUUGUGUAUUUAUAAACAAUUAUGCAGCUUAAUUAUAAACAACAAACAAAGAAGAAAAACGUACGAAAAAAAUGAACAAAAAAAUAAAACAUUGUACUCGAUUAGGAGGAUAAACGAAAAACAAACAAAAAACUCUCACAUGUCUCUCACGUCUCAAAGGUUCAUUUGAGUCUUACACUUAUGUACUAUAUAUUCCCCAUAAACAUUUGUAUGCAAAAACAACGAGAACAACAACAGCAGCAAACAGCAAACGAAAUGCGAAAACGUUAUAAUGGAAAUAGAAAGAAAAACUACAAAAAAAAUAAAUA
Molecule: messenger RNA, 1916 nt
Organism: Drosophila biarmipes
Lineage: Eukaryota; Metazoa; Arthropoda; Insecta; Diptera; Drosophilidae
Product: cuticle protein 8
Exons: 3
Coding region: 153-569 (138 amino acids)
Cellular component (GO): extracellular matrix
Source: RefSeq, a predicted model, not a curated record